CGAGAUUCGAGACGCAGUUCCACACGCCUCUCCGGUUCCACGACCUUGCUUCCCAAGCCGUCGAACAUUCAAACCCAUCAAAAGGUCGCACGAGCACGGCUGCAACCACUCGCUGGCGGUUGAUUCUCGGUAUAAAAUGGCGGCCGCGCGCGGGCAGGUCGGCUGCAGCCUCCAAGCGACCAGGAAGCCACAGAGCUAGCAGCCACCGAGCUACCUGAAAAGCAAUUCAAGAACUGAUCGUGACAGACAUCUCAGUUUCUGCCCGCCGGCGAGGGAGGGGAACCGGUCGAUGGCGCGCCAGUCGCUGCUCCCGAGCUUCCUCUACGCGCCGUCCAGGUCAGGCGGCGCCGGCAUGCCGGACGGGAGGGGCGCCAGCGGCGUCGUCGCGGGGUCGCCGAGCGAGCCGCCGUUCGGGAAGAUCGAGAUGUUCUCGCCGGCGUACUACGCGGCCUGCGGCGUCGGUGGCGCCGCCGCGUGCGGGCUCACGCACGCCGCAGUCACGCCGCUGGAUGUCAUCAAGUGCAACAUUCAGAUCGACCCGGCCAAGUACAAGAGCAUCUCGUCGGCGUUCGGCAUCGUCCUGAAGGAGCAGGGGUUCCGCGGCUUCUACCGUGGCUGGGCGCCGACCUUCCUGGGGUACAGCGCCCAGGGCGCGUUCAAGUACGGCCUGUACGAGGUGUUCAAGAAGCAGUACAGCGACAUGGCCGGCCCUGCGUACGCCGCCCAGUACAAGACCCUCAUCUACCUCGCCGGCUCCGCCUCCGCCGAGGUCAUCGCCGACGUCGCGCUCUGCCCGAUGGAGGCCGUCAAGGUGAGGGUGCAGACGCAGCCCGGCUACGCCAGGGGGCUGCGCGACGGGUUCCCCAAGAUCGUCAGGUCCGAAGGCUAUGCAGGGCUCUUUAGAGGAAUGGUUCCCCUUUGGGGGCGACAGAUUCCAUACACCAUGAUGAAGUUCGCGACUUACGAGAACAUCGUGGAGAUGGCGUACAAGCACCUCAUCCCCACCCCAAAGGACCAGACCAGCAAGCCGGUUCAGCUCGGCGUGAGCUUCGGGAGCGGCUAUGUCGCUGGAGUCUUCUGCGCUGCCAUCUCGCACCCAGCGGACAACCUGGUCUCCUUUCUCAACAACGCCAAGGGCGCCACCGUUGCAGAUGCUGUCAAGAACCUUGGCGUAUGGGGCCUCUUCACGCGCGGUCUUCCCCUUCGCAUCCUCAUGAUCGGUACACUCACUGGUACUCAGUGGGUGAUCUAUGAUUCAUUCAAAGUCAUGGCUGGAUUCCCAACAACCGGCGGAGCUCCUGCUGCCGUGCGAAAGGAAGAACUGACAGAAGGGCAAGCCUAUGCUUAAUCUUCUGGAACUUCGAGAGAAAAUACGCUUCUACCAUCCAGAUUGCAACGUACAGUAGUAGUACAUUGGUGGUUGUAACAUUUUUUUGCCUCACAGUUUGUCACCACUAACUGGUUGGCGAAAUUUUUCAUUAGGUUUGUUAUUAUGGUUCUUCUCCUGCAAAUAACCACCAACAGGUCGAAGUUAUAAGUUACUUGGCCAAAAGAGUGGAUCAUACAUUCAUACUCAAUGGAUCGUUCAAAUUUGUACCUA
Lolium rigidum is the source of this 1600-nucleotide messenger RNA. RefSeq names its product mitochondrial phosphate carrier protein 2, mitochondrial-like. The transcript is spliced from 6 exons. Gene Ontology annotation, molecular function: phosphate transmembrane transporter activity. Gene Ontology annotation, cellular component: mitochondrial inner membrane. Bases 290 to 1348 code for a protein of 352 amino acids. Lineage: Eukaryota; Viridiplantae; Streptophyta; Magnoliopsida; Poales; Poaceae. The record is from RefSeq and is a predicted model, not a curated record. Gene Ontology annotation, biological process: mitochondrial phosphate ion transmembrane transport.